AUACGAAGUCUUACCAUCUCUCUAACUUUUUCUCUAACUUCUCUCUAGUUUUUCUCCCUCAAAUCUAUAAACUCAUCUUCUAAAUCUCUUUUCCUUUGAUUUUUCUUAUAAUAAAGUACUUGUUACCUCCAAGUUUAUAAUAUAGUUCACAACAAUAUGAAUUUUAUCAUAAAUACGAUCACAGCUCUAUAUAAUACUCUAGUUUUAAUAAAUUGGCUUUGAACUCUUUUUUAUUUUAUUUUUAUUUUCCUUUUAUUUGUUUCUAUAGUGGUAAUGUAGCAUAUUUAACUGAUGUGUGCUUCUAGUACGCAACAAUUGUCAUUCAUGCAUGAAAUCGAAUUCAAUUGUAUGCGGUCGGUUCUUUUUCCCAUAAUCACUUUUAGACCACCGAUUCAUCUUGACCAACCACGAAGAUCCAACGGUUAGAGAUGGGAUUAUAAUAUGAGUGUUAAUUUGUUGAAUUCAAAAAAGUGGGUGUAAAAAUAUAAAUUUCUGUAACGUUUUUGAUAGACCGUAAAGUAAACACUAUUUAUAUAUUUCCAUAAACAGCAAAGAAGUUUCCAAAAGGAGACGAAGAUAGUAACGGCGUUGGGAAGCUAUGACGGCGAUUCCAAACGUCGGUGAUAUUGAAUCUUCGGCUUCGCUUGGUCAAGAGACGGCAACGGAGACCGUCACCGUUAAAGGUGGCCAGACCGGAAGCGGAGGAGGCUCGUCUGCCGACGUCGUUUCACCAACCAAAGAAGAGGCUGAGGCCGUUAACUUAACCGACUCGUCGUUGUCAGUUAGUUUUCCAAAAUUGCACGAGAUAGGUCUAAUAACGCCGUUUCUGAGAAAGACGUUUGAGAUCGUCGAUGACAAAGUAACAGACCCGGUUGUAUCAUGGAACCCGACCCGUAAAAGCUUCAUCAUCUGGGAUUCUUACGAGUUCUCUGAGAAUCUCCUUCCCAGAUACUUCAAGCACAAGAACUUCUCAAGUUUCGUCCGCCAGCUCAACACCUACGGGUUUAAGAAGGUAGAUUCAGAUAGGUGGGAGUUUGCUAACGAAGGGUUUCAAGGAGGUAAGAAACAUUUGCUUAAGAACAUCAAAAGGAGGAGAAGCAAAAGUAAUUGUAACAAGGAAGCGAGCACCACGGGGUUGAAGAAGACAGAGACAGAGGCUGAGUCACUGAAGGAGGAUCAGAACUGUCCAAUAAGAUUGGAGGUGUUGAAGUUGAAACAACAACAGGAAGAGUCUCAAGAUCAAAUGGUCACUGUGCAAGAGAAGAUACACGGAGUCGAAACAGAACAAAGACAUAUGCUAAGCUUCUUUGCAAAGUUGGCCAAAGAUCAAAGAUUUGUUGAGAGGCUGGUGAGGAAGAGGAAAAUGAAACAACAGAGAGAGCUCGAAGCAACUGAAUUCGUGAAGAAGUUGAAGUUGCUUCACGAUCAAGAAACUCAAAAUAACUUGGUGGAUGUGGAAAGUCAGCUGAUAAUUAGAGAAAUUAUGGCCAUGGCUGCAAAAACACAACCAGAUCAUGAGUCUGACAUUUCCAUGAACAAUAAUCAAAGUGGGAGUACGAGAUGUCAGCUUAACACAGAGGACCUACUUGUUGACGUUGGUUCAAUGGGUGGAAAGAAGAUUGAUGUAGAUGUAAAUGGGAGAAUCGAGUAAAACAAAAAAUAUAAAAGGACUUGUACAGAGUUGUCUGGAUUAUACUGUUAGCUCUUGUAAAAAGUGUAGCUCUUUAUUCCGUUAACACUUGAUUGCGUUUUGAAUAAUGGUUGAUUUUAUAGUGUUAAUUCUA
This is a messenger RNA of Camelina sativa (false flax), 1784 nucleotides long. Lineage: Eukaryota; Viridiplantae; Streptophyta; Magnoliopsida; Brassicales; Brassicaceae. The record is from RefSeq and is a predicted model, not a curated record.